Molecule: messenger RNA, 4607 nt
Organism: Lates calcarifer (barramundi perch)
Lineage: Eukaryota; Metazoa; Chordata; Actinopteri; Centropomidae
Product: early endosome antigen 1
Exons: 12
Coding region: 129-1325 (398 amino acids)
Source: RefSeq, a predicted model, not a curated record
CAAAGACCAGAGUAGCCAUUUACUACAAUACCCAGAACACUCCUGCAGCUGCGUCAGACGCAAUCACGUCCCCGUUAUGGGCUCCUGGAUUUAAAAGUGGAGUCGCAAUAUUUUCUAUCAACUCAAACAUGAACUGGGACAAUCAGCUGAGCUCCAUCCUGUCUGUUGCAGAUGGCAGCGUUGCAAAGAUGAGGGAGAGACUGACCUCACCAGGGAAAUUCUCCAAAGGAGGAGAAGAUUUGUUUCCAGUAAGGGAGCGGAUUCAUGACUCAGAUUUGGACCCUCCUGCUCUUCCCCCUCGAGCCCCCCUUCUCCGACAGCCUUCCCCAUCUCCCAGUGCUGGUGUGCAGUGGGCAGACCUAGCUGCCAUCCAAUCACAACUCCAGAUUCAGAGCCAGGCGAUUGAGUCUCUCACCCAGAAACUCCAUGACAUGGAAAGGGAGAGACAGUCACAACAAUGUCACAUCCAGACGCUAGAAGAGGAGGUUCACAGGCUGCAUGAGGCGCUGAGGGAGAGUGAAAGAGAGAGGGGCGAAUCGAGGAGGGGACAAAGUCCAGGAGCAGAGAGAAGGAUGGAGCAGUGGAGGAGAGAGGUGGGACGUGAGCUGAGCAGUCUGCGGGGACACAUCACCAGAGCCACGUCGCUAGGCAACCUGGAGGAGAGUUUCAGCUCAAAGCUUCGACGAGAGGAGCUGGAACACCUGCGGCGGGAGGUGGACCAACUGAAAACAAAGCUAAGGAGACAGGAGGAGGACGUGUUCCUCCAGCAGGCAGAGGCCAGAGAGACCAGGAGACAAUACGAACGCAGCUGCAAGACACUGGAGGAGCUGACAGACAGCUACAGAACUCACAGCACUGAUCUGGCAAAGACUGUCUCUCAGUAUUCACAGACACAGCAAGAGGUACACCAGAUCAGAACAAUUGUGUCAGAACUGAAAGAAGAGGUCAGGAGUCUUAUUCUUCGAGAACGUGAACCAACACAUUUGCUGUCAGCACACACAUCAGGGGCAUCUCCCCUCACACUCCCUCACAACCACAGUAGAGGAGUCAGGGUUGAAGAGCCAGACUCUGACUCGGAAGACUUCAGCCCGACCCCAAGCCUGGCCGAGGUCAGCUCAGAUGAUCUGUCAUGGCUGGAUGACAAAGACCCUGCUCUUCAUCAGAAGCCGCGUGUACGUCUGAGUGUUCAGUCCAGACGGAGCGACUUUGCCGGUCCAGGAUCUGAUCUGGAGGACGGUGACAAUGAUGACGAUGGUGAUGAUCUCCUCGAUCUUGACGAUGUGAACCCAGAUUUAGGAUCUGAUCUAAGUCUUAAUGACCUCUGACCUGUUCUAAGGUGAAGUGUGAUUUUUAUUUGGGCAGACAGACAUUUCUUCUAAUUCUUCUAAUACACUACCUGAGAUGUAUUAAUACUUCUAAAUUGAUUUGAUGAGUGGAGUUAGAGCUCUGUUGCAAAAAAACCCAAACUUUAAAAAUAGAAAUAGUCAGGAAAACAACCAGCCAUAUGGCUUAUUUCCUUUGCUGCCCCAAGGGAAAGGGAAAGCAAACAAAGAAAGGCAAUAGACUUGGCAUGGCAACAGUGGCACAUACAUAUUACAGGGAGUUAUUACAGUAGCAUCCAUAAGUUUUUGGACAGUUUUCAUAGUUUUGUCACAUUUCAAACCCAGCACCACAGUGGUUUGAAACGAAGCCAUCAAGAUGUAAUUGAGGUGUAGACUUUCAGCUUUAACUCCAGGGGUUUAACAAAAAUAUUGCAUUAACCGUUUAAGAAUUACAGCCAUUUUUAUACAUGGUCCCUCCAUUUUCAGAGGCUCAAAAGUAAUUGGACAAACAAACAUCACCAUAGAUGGAAGGAUUAUUUUUAGUACUUGAAUGAAAAUCCUUUGCAGUCAAUGCCUGCCUCAAGUCUGGAACCCAAAUGCUGAGUUUUCUCCCUUGAGAUGCUUCAGUAAAUGAAAAGCAUGUUCAGUUACAUUGAAGUCAGGUAAUUGACAUGGCCACUGAAGAAUAUUCCAGUCCUUUGCCUUGAGAAGCUCUUGGAUUGCUUUUGCAGUAUGUUUUAGGUCGCUUUCCAUCAUCCUGUUAGUGAUGCAGCUUUUAGCUGAAUCUGAGCAGAUAACACAGCCCUGCAUACUUCAUAAUUCAUCCUGCCACCUCUAUCAGCAGUCACAUCAUCAAUAAACACCAGUGACCCAGUUCCAUUGGCAGCACUACAUGCCCAUGCCUCCACCAUGUUUGACAGAUGAUGUGUUGUUCUUUGGAUCAUGAGCCAUCCAAAGAAUCUUGUUCCAGAACUGGAUAGGCUUUUUUAGGUGUUUUCAGGCAAAGUCUAAUCUGGUCUUUGAGUUCUUGAGUUAACACUGGCUUGCACUGUGUGGUAAACCCUCUGUAUUUACAUACAUGAAGGCAUCUCUUGAUUGUAGACAUUAGCAAUGAUACAGCCACCUCCUCAAAGGUAUUCUUGACCUGGCUAGAUGUAAUUUGUCAUGAUGUAACGAGGGAAUGGGCCACGUCUGGCCAUGAAAGUUAUCAUCAGAUUGAUUGACUGUCCAAUUACUUUUGAGCCUCUUACAAUAUAUUAAAAUCGCUUUAAAUGCUGUGGGACUCUACACUUCAGUCACAUCUUGCUGGCUUUGUUACAAAUCCACUGUGGUGGUAUACAGAGGCAAAAUUAUGAAAAUUGUUUCACUGUCCAAAUACAUAUUGACCCGACUGUAUGUCGUCCUACUUUGUGUCAUAACUGCUUAAAAGACCUGCUUGGAUAUGAUGUGUGAUAAAUUGUGGGGGAAAUUUCUUUUUAGUGUGGGAAAUUCUCAGAUGCUAUUUAUAAACAGUUUCCCCCCAUGGGAUUAAUACAAUUCAUCUGUUCUUAUUUGUGAGAGUAACAGAAGUGUUAGGGACUCAGGAAAGACUACACAGUGUCAAACUAGUUUUAAUCUUUUUUCUUUUACCUAAUUUGACUUGAAACAGUUUAGUCCUGUGUGACACCCAGCCUCUUGCUACCACAGUACUGAAGCAAACCACCGACAAAUGCACUCUGAACAAAUUCUGAUUUGUUCAUGUGUCUUUGUUUUAAACGGUAUUCAUCAACCUAUUGUUUCCCCUCAGUCUAGUUAGUAAUGAGGCUGAGGACUGUACAAACUGCUGAGAACUGUUAAAGCCACAAAUUCUCUUGAAAUAAUUUGCAGUAACUAUGUCCACAUGUACAGACUGAUAGGAUGCUGGGAACAAACUAUGGAGACAGGCAGCUGUUUCAAGAACCAAGAUUCUUGUGCGAGUUUCUCAUUCAGAAAACAUCUCCUCUUAUGAUGGGGGAUGGCAAAGCUUUGUGUCAGCAAAGAGGCAAACACCCUCUACACCCAUGUUGUUGCGCAUUGCUGAUAAUAAAUUAUGGGUCCUGCCAGAGUUAAGGACAGAAGCUCUGUGAUUGGCCAGCCAAACCCCUAGGUUUGCUUUUAGGCAAGACGAGAUUAAAAAUAGUUAGGCUUAGGUUUGUUAUGAUUACAGAUUGUUGGGGUUAGACUUUCAUCUUUUCCCAUAACUACAGUGAAAUCUGGUCCAUCCAUUCAUCACAGUGCUUUUGAUUUGCAAAAUAAGAGCUGACAGUAUGCUAUGUAUAUUGCCAUAAGCUGGUAUUUUUGAAUUAAUCAAUUUGUUAAAUGACAAAAACAUUUUAUUUUAACUUAAUGAUAUUGAACUUUGACAAGGUCUGAUGACUUGAUUUGCGUUCAUAUAUCAGAAAAGAUUGACAGUACCUUUUAGCUUUUAAGUUCUGGUGAUCAUUUGCUAUAUGAAAUGCUACACUGUUCACUGUAGCAGUGUAAUGGAUAUUUAAUGCGUUUUUCUUCCUGACAUAACGCACUCUUAAAUCCAGAAGGAAUCCGAUGAGGGAUGGGGUUUUGAUUCCUGGUAAUGCAGCUGAAGUGAGGGCAAAGAGGAACCAAAAACCAUUAUCGAGGCGCCAACACCCCCCACAACCUCCACUGUGAUCUCUUUAUAUGUUCACAGCUCAGUUAAGACAGUCAAAAGUCUCUUUAUGUUGUCUUGUCUGACAUGAGUCACACUGUGCCAAGCUUGGUGUCAAGCUGUUAAAUAUUUCAGCAUCCAGACACCCCCCAUCGAGGAUCCCAGACCACAGUGCAGAGUCCUGGGGGAGCUGAUGGGAAGCUUACGUGUGUUCAGCAGGCUGUGUAUAUGGAGGUUUGGAUCGCAAAAGUGACCACAGAUGCUUUUCAGCUCAUCUAACAGGACAAAUUGUCUCACUAGUCAAUAGUGAGUAAUAAAAUACCUUCUAGAAAACAGUAAAUGGCACAGCACAGUGCACAACAGUAUUUUAACAAACCUCCUCUAACAUGCUCUUAUUGUACGUACAGCUGUUAAUAUUGUGGUUGAAGAGACAUUCAAUGAAGAAGACGCUCAUCUAUUUGGUGUUGUGGCAACAUAGUGGUUGAUGAAUCAGACUGCUGCUUUCUACUGCUGUUUUAUUACAUUUGCCAAGUAUUGCGCAGCAGUGCUGCAGUAUAGCAGUGUCCUCUUUCACUGUCUGUAAAAGAAAUGUUUUGUGUUUUGUCUCCAACAAUAAAAGUCUGUGUUAAAGAUGAAAGAGA